GAUGGUUAAAACGAACCGAUUUAUGUUGUGAUUCACCGAACAUUAUUUUAGUUUUCAGUUCGUUUUGUUGACCAGGUCGCGGGCGACCUGAACACUAAACCGUUUUAAGAGUGACCAUGCGUUCAAAAGAAAAAAUAUUCUCAGUCGACAAUUUGUGAAAUACUGCAGCACUGGCAACACGUGCAAGUUCGCGCAGCUUUGAUGCGAUUUUUGAGUUGAGUUUUCUAUUGAAAUGGGCAAAGUAAGAGAAAAACGUGCUAAAAAUGGACUGUCACCGGACCAUAAAAAACUGCGCCCGGGCUCGAAGCCUAAAAUUUCAACGCAGGAGCAGGAUUCGCAGAGUGAUGAUUUCAGUGCCGGUUCUGGUAGCGAUGUAAUCGAAAGCGAUGGUGGCUUUGAGUCAUCACCUACACCCAUUAAGGCGCAGCCACAAAAACACAAAACAGAGGCGAAUCUGACGGGUGGAUCAAAAAAGAAAAAGAAACGCCCAGAGGCAGAAGUGAAACCACCAUCUCUGGAAGAGAUGAAGGAGCUGCGCGAUACACGCAAUCUUUUUCAUUCUAAUCUCUUCAAGCUGCAAGUGAAAGAGAUGCUACAGGAACUACAGUUGAAGCCAAAAUACACCACUUUUAUCGAGACCUGGAUGGACUCUUUCAAGACCUUCACACAGCAACUAGAGGAUGGGUUAAUGGAUAACUGCAAGCUGGAAGUGCCACUCAAUUUAAAUGGUCUGCAACACAAGAAACCCUUUAACUUUCAGUUCAUAAAGCCGGAACAGCCACCCCAACUAAUUGGAGCCGCAUCCACAGGCUGUUUAUUGGGACCCAAACUUGUUAUUGAUAUUUCUGUAGAGAUGCCAGCGUCCUGUUUUCAGAAAGAAGACUAUUUGAACUUGAUUUAUGAUCAAAAGCGAGCGCUAUAUCUUACCUAUUUGGCCAAUCAAAUGCGUUUAUCUCCUAUAUAUGCAGCGGAUUUAUUUUCCUACAACUACCACGCUAAUAAUCCUCUCAAGCCUGUGCUUGAGCUAAUCCCCGCCUCGAGCGUUGGCAAGAGGCUGCUCCUUCGCUUGUUCGUUGUUGCGCCGCCACUAUUUAAACUCAAUCGCUUUGUACCAUGGAACAAUAACAUAAGACCCACAAUUUUUGGCGAUGAAUGGGAUCCAAAUGAAGCUAUUCCAGCCACACCACACUAUAAUGCGAACGUACUCUUCGAUCUGACCAUGUCGCAGAAUCGUGAGUUUCUUUGCAAAGCUUAUGCGGGAAGGAAAAACUUCCAAGAGGGUCUUCUACUUCUAAAAGUUUGGCUCCGCCAGCGGCAAUUGGACGUUGGUUUCAGUGGGUUUGGGGCCCACAUUCUAGCUGCAUAUAUCGUAUAUCUUAAUAAGAAGCGUUUGUUGCAUCAGUCGAGUAGCAGUUACCAGGUAGUGCGAACCGUAUGGAAUCAGUUGGCUAAUAGCGAUUGGACACGAGGCAUUACACUGGCCGAGCCCGAAACGCCAGAGCAUGCUGCGUUCACAGCUUACUAUGAUGUCUGCUUUAUGGAUGUCACUGGCUACUAUAAUCUAUGCGCCAAUCUACCACUGGCCAUGUAUAAGAGAGUUUGCGCCGAAGCUAAGCUGGCAGUGGAUUUGCUUAACGACAUGAAAUUAAACAGCUUUCCACUAAUAUUCUUGCACAAAUGUCCGCUUUAUAGUCGAAUGGAUAACAUAUUGAAGAUCAACAAGCGCGCCAGCGUGGAGCAGUUGCUGGAAUUGCAUGCCAAGCCGCAUGUUAAAUAUGAUUAUGCCAAUUAUGCUUAUCCACAACUCCUGCGGUUGCUGACAGACCUCUUGUUAAAGGGCUUAAAGAAACGUGUUCAUGCCAUCCUGCCCUUGGAAACAGCUGUGGAAAGUUGGUCUGUAAACAGCCAGGCCCCAACUAUCGGCCAGUCACUGACACUUGGGUUUAUUCUUGAUCCCGAGCAUGCUAGUGAGGUGGUGGAGAAAGGCCCCGAUGCGCUCGAUUUGGCGGCGCCAGAAUUUCGAAAGUUCUGGGGUGAAAAGUCCACUUUACGACGCUUUCAGGAUGGAACCAUAGUCGAGGCAGUCGUUUGGGGCACAUCCACCGAUUCCCCAAGCAAGAAACGAUUGCUCACACGCCAAAUUGUUCUUCACUUACUCGAACACCACCUGCAAUUGGAGGCUAACGAUGUUCAAUAUAUAGCUGCCGAUUUAGAUGUAGUGUAUAAAUUAAAUUCAUGUUUCAAAGCAAACAAAUUGCCCGUGAAGCCUCCAGUCGACCAAGAAGCGGAUGCGGAAGCGCUUACUCCGAGAUUUAUUCACUACUAUGACGAGCUGGCCAGGCAGCUGCACGGAUUGGAUGAAUUGCCCUUGGAGAUUGUCUCCAUAUCGGGCAUCUCACCAAUUUUUCGUUAUUGCGAGCCCGAACCGCUGCUGCCGCAUGCCAGGACUAUUGGAAACGACCUGUACGCAAGUCAGGUGCAGCAUGUCGUGAUUCAAUUGGGACAGAGUGGCAAGUGGCCAAAAGAGCUAGGAGCUUUGCGUGCCUUAAAGACUGCCUUUUAUAUAAAAAUCGGCGAACUGUUGCAAACACGUCAUCGUCUUCGUACAAAGCUUUCGUAUAAUGGACUUUUAGUGCUGAAGGCUGGUUAUUGCUUUUUGUUGGAAUUGGCGCACAAUAAGGAGCUCGCGCUGCUUAAGAAGGAAGUUAAUGAGCGUGGCAUUACGCGUUAUGUGGACUCAGAGGCGAGUCGUGCUUUGGAACAACGGCAUUAUAUUUUGCCUAAAGUCAGUGGCGCUCUUCAUGCUCUAUAUCAGACGCAUAAUGCCUUUGGACCCACGGUCCUCAUAGCCAAACGUUGGUUAGGCGCACAGCUUUUGGAUGAGGGCUUGUGGCCAGGCAUGGUCACAGAAUUGUUGGUUGCCCAUAUGUUCCUGCAACGUGAAGCCCCCGAGCAAACGGCUGCACCACAAACAGGAUUCGUGCGUUUUCUGCAAUUGCUCGCGCACAGCGAUUGGAUCAGCGAGCUCUUCCUACUUAACUUCAAUAAUAGCUGGCCGGAGCAACAAAUCACGGAGCUGGAGCAAAACUUUCGCAGCUCACGUGAUUCCUAUCCAGCCUUGUGCUUAGCCACUGCCUACGAUAACCAACACGCUGGUAAGCUGUGGAGCACCCAAGACUGUCCUAACGCCCAGGUAUUGGCACGCGUCACUCUGCUCGCUCGUCACGCUCUACAGCUUAUCGAGACGAAUUUGUUGUCGGAUAGCUUCGCUUUCAUAAAGCCCGCUCAACUAUUUCGCGCUUCCAACGAGGGCUACGAUUUAGUCAUACAGAUUAAACCCGAUUUGUUGCCCAAUCCGUUGUGCCAUGACUUUGCAUCGCCCUUUCUGCCCUUCGCCGCACCAAAUUUUCGUCUGCCUUUAGCCUGCAAGGACCCCUUACCACAGAUUGUGGCUCAACUUAGGUCAGCUUAUGCGGACUAUGCAGCGUUCUUUUACAAUCCAUAUGGAGGAAAGGAGUUGGCCAUUAUAUGGAAGCCCGAUGAAGUUUUUGCGCCGAAGCCUUUUAAGGUGAAUGAACUACAGGCUUGUACCCCGAUUGGCGACACUGGAAAAGUAAACGUUUUGCGAGAGACUUUGGUGGCGGACUUCAAAUUUCUGCUAAAGGACUUCUAUCUUCGCGUUUACACUAUGAAUGAGUUAAAGGUUGAACAGAAACAGUCAUAUAAACGAUAUUUUAACUGCAAGACGCAAAACGGGGAACCAAUGUUGAAAAAACUAAAGACGCCAACAGAUCAGAUGACAACGAACCUUCCGAUAGAUUUAAAAAAGUCUAAGAAGGCAACUUCGCUUACAAAUGGUGUAAUAAAGAAACGCAACUAAUUUUUAAGUUAAAGCUUAAUCUGAAAACAAAUCUGUACCUGAAAAUUACAGACAUAAAAAAAAAAGAAAAACUUCGUCAUA
Scaptodrosophila lebanonensis is the source of this 3961-nucleotide messenger RNA. RefSeq names its product nucleolar protein 6 (gene Mat89Ba). Gene Ontology annotation, biological process: tRNA export from nucleus; rRNA processing. Bases 233 to 3880 code for a protein of 1215 amino acids. The record is from RefSeq and is a predicted model, not a curated record. The transcript is spliced from 6 exons. Gene Ontology annotation, cellular component: UTP-C complex; small-subunit processome; CURI complex. Lineage: Eukaryota; Metazoa; Arthropoda; Insecta; Diptera; Drosophilidae.